GGUGGUUGAUAUGUCCACUGUCACUACAUCGGCUGUCCAUCGGAGCUCGACGAAAACGAAAUGGGGAGGAGGAUAUUGAACGACGCUUUGAGGACCAUGGUUAACGCCGAGAAGAGAGGGUUUGCAUCGGCUCAGCUUCAACCUAUCUCCAAUGUCAUCUCUUCCUUUCUCAGCAUCAUGAAACACCGAGGGUAUGUCAAAAAUUUUGAAGUGUAUGAUCCUCACAGAGUGGGAAAGAUAAAAGUCGAACUUCUGGGAAGGAUUAAAGAUUGUCGAGCUAUUACAUAUAGACAAGACAUCAAAGCUCACGAGAUAGAGAAUUAUAGACUACGCACCCUUCCAACACAGCAGUGGGGAUAUGUGGUGAUAACGACCCCAAAUGGUGUAUUGGACCAUGAAGAGGCAAUUCGGCAGAACGUUGGUGGUCAGGUUUUGGGCUACUUUUACUGAGCAAUUAAUCAUCUGUAUGAUCAGAUGUUCAUUUCCCCUUUGCUUGUAGAACCAGCUGAGGUAAGAUAGAUCUUGAAGUUGCAACUAGACAUUGGUGCCAUUUUUCAGUCCGUAUUGAGUUGAAGGUAAGAAUUAAUCCGUAAAUGAAUUGGAUUUUGCAUGAAUGUUUUGUCUAGUGAUAUUUCAUUUGUGGAAAUAGAAAGAUUUACAGGGAGAUAUAUGAACAAAUCAAUGUGUUUUGAUAAUAAGUGCUAAGAACCAACAAA
Molecule: messenger RNA, 716 nt
Organism: Cynara cardunculus var. scolymus (artichoke)
Lineage: Eukaryota; Viridiplantae; Streptophyta; Magnoliopsida; Asterales; Asteraceae
Product: 40S ribosomal protein S15a-5-like
Exons: 3
Coding region: 61-450 (129 amino acids)
Biological process (GO): translation
Cellular component (GO): cytosolic small ribosomal subunit; ribosome
Molecular function (GO): structural constituent of ribosome
Source: RefSeq, a predicted model, not a curated record